This is a messenger RNA of Drosophila innubila, 809 nucleotides long. RefSeq lists its product as uncharacterized. Gene Ontology annotation, biological process: regulation of transcription by RNA polymerase II. NCBI's taxonomy places the organism in Eukaryota, Metazoa, Arthropoda, Insecta, Diptera, Drosophilidae. Bases 5 to 682 code for a protein of 225 amino acids. The transcript has 2 exons. Gene Ontology annotation, cellular component: nucleus; transcription regulator complex. The record is from RefSeq and is a predicted model, not a curated record. Gene Ontology annotation, molecular function: DNA binding.
CGUCAUGGAUAUAAAUGUCAAGGACUUAAUUUCUGAAGUUUAUAAACGACCAGUGUUGUGGGAUCGCACAAGUACAAAAUAUCGGGACCGAAAACAGGUGGAGAAAAAUUGGAGCGAAAUUGAAGAAACAUUGGAGACACCAAAGGACUGUUUAAAGAAAAAGUGGAAAAAUACUCGAGACCAAUUCCGAAAUGAGUGCAAGAAAAUGCCAGGUGCCAAAUCAGGAGAGUAUGGAAAUUUGGAGAAGCAUUAUAAAAAGUACACAUCUUGGCCACAUUUCAAAUCUCUUCUUUUCCUAACAAGUCAAAUGAAGUCACGAUCAUCUCUUGCUAAUAUAGAGUCUUCCUCAUCAAAGUUCGCUUCAGAAUUAUCAUUAGAUGAAGAAUCCUUAGAUGAAAUAUUAUUUGAAAAUGUCCAGGAGUUGCGUGAUUCUGAGGAAAAAAAGAUCGCCAAAUUAAAUGUUUCUGACGAGUUGUUAGCCAUUGAGCAACAGAAAGAAGCGUUAAUUGAAAAAAAAGUAAACACACAAAAAGAUAGAGACGACGACGAAGCGUUUUUCGACAGUUUGUUACCGUAUAUGAGGAAAAUGGAAAUGAUGGAAAAAUUACGAUGUCGAAUGGAAAUUCAACAAAUUAUUUACUCUUUUUUCGUCGGGAAAGGUAGUGCUCCCCCGCACAUUUAAAUGUUAAUCCAUUAAUGUGUAAAUUCACAUCAUAAUAUAAAUUAAAAUAAAACUUUGAAUACAUAAUUUCUCACAAGGAACAGUUGAAUGAACUCCAAAAUUUGUCCAACAUCUAACCAUUUCUAUU